Coccinella septempunctata (seven-spotted ladybird) is the source of this 2038-nucleotide messenger RNA. Its product is annotated as diuretic hormone receptor-like. Gene Ontology annotation, molecular function: G protein-coupled peptide receptor activity; peptide hormone binding; diuretic hormone receptor activity. Lineage: Eukaryota; Metazoa; Arthropoda; Insecta; Coleoptera; Coccinellidae. Gene Ontology annotation, cellular component: plasma membrane. The record is from RefSeq and is a predicted model, not a curated record. The annotation marks the transcript as partial. The transcript has 10 exons. Gene Ontology annotation, biological process: cell surface receptor signaling pathway; adenylate cyclase-modulating G protein-coupled receptor signaling pathway.
CGGGCAGUGCAAUGCUGCGGAUUCGUGUGGGGCUCUCACCCACCAAAACCCCCUCCUCAUACCACGCACCUCUACCCACACAACCCAACCCACGCCUCUAACCCACGCACCCCAACCCACGCACCCCAACCCACGCAGCCCCACCCACGCAACCCAACCCACGCCUCCCACCCACGCACCUCUACCCACACAACCCAACCCACGCAUCCCACCCACGCAACCUCACUCACGCAACCUCACCCACGCAACCUCACCCACGCACCCCAACCCACGCAACCUCACUCACGCACCCCAACCCACGCACCCCAACCCACGCACCCCAACCCACGCACCCCAACCCACGCCUCUAACCCACGCACCCCAACCCACGCACCCCCACCCACGCACCUCUAACCACGCCUGCCACCCACGCACCUCACCCACGCAACCUCACCCACGCACCCCAACCCACGCAACCUCAUCCACGCAACCUCACCCACGCAACCUCACCCACGCAACUCAACCCACGCAACUCAACCCACGCACCUCACCCACGCAUCCCACCCCACGCGCCUCACCCACGAAACCUCACCCACGCAACCUCACCCACGCAACCCUCCCACGCAACCCUACACACGCAACCUCACCCACGCAACCCAACACACGCCACCCAACCCACGCAUCCCAACCCACGCAUCCCAACCCACGCAUCCCAACCCACACAAGCUGCGAAAAUUUAUAUCUAAACGAAUCUCUAUCGAUUGCACAAGAAUAUCCACCAGGAGGAUACUGUAGGUCCAUAGCCGAUCCAGUGGCGUGCUGGCCUCCAACCCCAGGAAAUACCACAGCCGUAAUCAAGUGUUUCUCUGAACUGAAUUUCAUCAAAUACGAUGAUAGUCAAAAUGCUUCUAGAUUUUGCAUGUGGAACGGCACUUGGACCAAAUCGAAUUAUUCUGCUUGCAGAGAAAUAAUAACUAUGUCACCAGACGUCGAAACUAGCAUUUAUUUUGUUGGAUACACCUUUGGUCUUAUCAGUUUAUCUGUAGCUGUUGGGAUAUUCACAUAUUUCAAAGAGCUCCGAUGUUUGAGAAAUACGAUUCAUAUGAAUCUUAUGUGGUCUUAUAUGUUAACGUAUACUAUGUGGAUAAUUACAUUGAUUUCGCUCAAUACAAACUCUAAUUUAUCCGUUCCAUGUAUAUUCAUUAUAACGCUUCUACAUUAUUUUCAUAUAACUACGUUCUUCUGGAUGUUUGUUGAAGGUCUCUACUUAUAUAUUCUAGUUGUCGAAACCUUAACAAGAGAAAAUUUCAAAUUGAGAAUUUACCUUUUCAUUGGAUGGGUGUUUCCUUUAUGUUUCAUUGCCCUGUGGGCAACUAUCAAAAGCUUCGUUGCUUCAGAUGCCGAUCCAUCUAAUACGUGUGGAUGGUUCGAACCCCACCUCGUAGAUUGGAUUUUUCAAGCACCUCAAGUAGCCGUGCUAUUAUUGAAUCUGAUUUUCCUGGUAGCCAUCAUGUGGGUUCUUGUCACAAAACUUCGAUCAGCAAAUACCUUGGAAACACAGCAAUACCACAAAGCAGCCAAAGCUCUAUUAGUUCUGAUGCCCCUACUGGGUGUCACGUACAUCAUCACUAUAUGGGCACCAACACCGGAUGCAAAUUCCAAAAAUAUUUUCGAACGAGCCAGAGCCGUUCUGCUUUCGCUUCAGGGAUUUACGGUGGCUCUGCUGUAUUGUUUUUUAAACACAGAAGUUCAGAACGCAGUACGACAUCAUAUGGUUACUUGGAAAACCAGGAGAUCUCUGGGACCAAAUCGUUUGAGAUCUGGCAGUCGAAGUAAAGAUUGGUCGCCACGUUCACGCACUGAGAGUAUACGAUUGUAUAGUCAGCCAACCAGCAUUUACCAUAAAAGAGAGUCAACAGCCUCUGAAGUGACCACUACGACCUUAGUAACAGUUAAUGGAGGGAACGCAAGACCGUCAAUUAACGAAUCAUCUUUCAUAGCGACGCAGAGAACUUCCCUCCUGUACCCUCCAAGAUCAGGACUUGGAGGCAAUGUGUGA